Molecule: messenger RNA, 358 nt
Organism: Anoplophora glabripennis (Asian longhorned beetle)
Lineage: Eukaryota; Metazoa; Arthropoda; Insecta; Coleoptera; Cerambycidae
Product: drosulfakinins
Exons: 2
Coding region: 5-346 (113 amino acids)
Source: RefSeq, a predicted model, not a curated record
AAUUAUGAAGAGCUUUUUCACCGGCAUGUUCCUACUCACAAGUCUGUACCUUUUCCUCACAUAUCAGUUUGGAUUCACCUCAGCAACAACGGGAGGUCCUACAAAUCAAGAAGUACAUAGACCGAGGGCGAGAAUUCUUGGUAGAUUUGCACGUCCUAUAACUCAGUAUGCCCGACUAAAGCCAGAACCUUAUUUAAACGACUUCAUAGAUGACGACGACCUGAUUGAAUUUUCAAAACGACAAACUUCGGAUGAUUACGGCCACCUACGAUUUGGGAAAAGAGGAGAAGAAAGUUUCGAUGAUUAUGGGCAUAUGAGAUUCGGCAGGAGUGGAACAGAUCAGUAAAAUGGAAACGGA